AUGGUAUCGGCAAGCAAGAGGCUCCGCAACAAGUUGCUGUCCAAGGGAGAUGAUCAUCAGGAGCAGCAGCAGCAGCAGCAUCAGGAACCCAGAAGUCAACGCCUUGUUGUGGUGAAUAAAGCGCUCGUGCUUCUGGCAGUCUUGGGAUUUUGCAUGGUGGCUUAUCUGUGGUCCACCAAAGCAUGGGGGCUACAAUGGCUCGAUGUGGGUACCUUAUCCUCUCUCCAGAGGAAUGUCACAAUUUCCACUCCAAAGAAAGAAACACAAAUAGUAGUAAAAAAAGAAGAUACCCACAAGAGUCUUUCCACAGAAGUGCUGUCACAAGAACCAAUCCCCGCUGAAGAAGAAAUGAGUGUUUUGGAUUACAAUGCUUGUUGUGGCGUGGGGCACCGCUUGAGUCGCAUGGCCGCGGCCUAUCAUGCCUCCCACUAUGUGUUGGGAUUCCAAUUGAAGGCGGUAUGGGGCUUCUGCGGUGAUACUGAAAUUUUCCAACAUCUCUUCCGUGAGGAAACUCCCGCCGAAUUGCAGGCCUAUGUCAAGUCCAAGGGACAAUACUAUCGUACCGACGGUGAAGUCGGUGGCUAUUGGGCUCUCAAACACAAGUAUUGUGCAAAGGAAGAAUUGCAUGCCUACUACAAAUUCUUUGCCGAAAUCAUGGACCGGUACCGAUACAAGGACAAAAUUCAGCAAUACGUACGAGACAACUUCGACAAUCAAUUGGCCAUCGGGAUACACGUGCGGGAUGGCAAUGGAGAAAAGGGAGACUUUACCGAGAAGAAUCGUCAGAUUGGAAUCACACCCGAAGAAUGGGUGAAAAAAGUCAGUGCACACAUUUUAAAAUAUCUUGAAACAGUCAAACAAGACAAUGGAGGCCAAGAACCACCUCAACCAGUGCUAUUUGUUGCUGCGGACAAUCAAGAUUACAUGGGUUUGUUUCAAAUUCAAUUGAUGGGACAAAUCAACGUUGUGGAGUGGUCCCCAGAACAACAUCAACAAGCCGGAACAGGCGUCUUUUUGGGACAGAGACAAGAGGAGGGGUUGGACGAAGACACGUGCUUUGACAAGUGGAAAGCCAUGUUGGGUGAUAUGAUGUUACUGGCAUCCACUGAUGUCUUGAUUGCGGGACAAUUCUCCAGCUUUUCGCAAACCAUGCCAUUGAAUGUGGUAUUGGGAAAACCAAAGGAACAAAAGAAGGUUCGUCGACCCUACUGUGAAGUCCACGGCGAAGGAAAGUGGUUUGACUGUUACGAGGAUCAAAUGGAUUGGUGUACCCAUGCCAAGCAAUUCAACACUCUCAAAACCAACAACAAUCCAGAUUCUAAGGGAUAUCUAAGCGUAUUUGAGGCAAUGUACGAGAGUCCUUACUAUCGCAACCAGACACACAAAAACAACUUGGUCACUGGGUUUUUGUACAAAACAGGCAACAAUAGAUGA
This is a messenger RNA of Seminavis robusta, 1434 nucleotides long. The record is from the annotation of a GenBank genome assembly. Lineage: Eukaryota; Bacillariophyta; Bacillariophyceae; Naviculales; Naviculaceae.